AUGUGGUUACAGCUCAUUUCAGUCCUCAGUCUGGCGACAUCGUCGCUCGCUGCCAGUACUGAAGAGUGGAAGGGGAGGUCAGUGUAUCAGGUUUUCACGGACAGAUUUGCUCGUACGGAUGGGUCGACAACAGCACCAUGUAACACUACAGAAGGGCUAUACUGCGGUGGAACAUGGAGAGGGAUCAUCAAUCAUCUGGAUUAUAUCGAGGGCAUGGGAUUCGAUGCUAUCAUGAUAUCUCCUAUUGUCCAGAAUAUUGAAGGCAGGGUGUCCUACGGCGAAGCCUAUCACGGGUACUGGCCUCAGGAUAUCUACACCUUGAAUGACCAUUUCGGUUCUCACCAGGAUUUGCUCGAUCUUGGCAAUGCUCUGCAUGAGCGCGGCAUGUGGCUAAUGAUCGACACCGUGAUCAAUAACAUGGCCUACAUAACUAACGGCAGCAACCCCGCGACUUCCAUCAACUAUUCCAUCUUCACUCCUUUCAAUAACGAGGAUUACUUUCAUCCUUACUGUGAGAUCACGAACUACGAGAAUUAUCCGCUUGCCCAGAGAUGUUGGACCGGUGAUGAUAUUGUACCGCUGCCGGAUCUCAAAACCGAAUCCAGUGAUGUUCAAAGUAUCCUGGAGAAGUGGAUCCAGGGGAUAAUUUCGACAUACUCAGUCGACGGUCUGCGUAUCGAUGCUGCGAAGCAUGUCACCCCCAGUUUCCUGCCGAAUUUCUACAAAGCCGCUGGUUUGUUCAUGACCGGAGAAGUCAUGGAAGCAAGUGCAGAAAUUAUCUGUAACUAUCAGAGCAACUGGAUCCCCAGUGUUCCUAACUACCCAGUCUAUUAUGCCAUGCUGUCAGCCUUUACCGAGGGCAACAUAACCGCAUUGGCGGACGAACUGGCCCUCAUGAGCUCGCUGUGCCCGGAUACCACCGCAUUAGCAUCAUUUUCCGAGAAUCACGAUGUUGGCCGAAUUGCUUCUAUGAACCCAGACAUGUCGCUCGCUAAGAAUAUACUAGCCUUCACUAUUCUUGCGGACGGAGUACCCAUGAUCUAUCAGGGCCAAGAGCAACAUUUUACAGGCAGCGGCACACCUGACAAUCGGAAGGCCCUGUGGCUUUCCAACUACGACACGAAUGCGGAGCUUUAUCAAUUGGCGUCGAUCCUCAACAAGAUCCGUAAGCAAGCCAUGCGGAUCGACCCCGGCUAUCUGGAUUUCAAAGCGUACCCUAUCUAUUCUGGAUCCAGUGAACUCGUGAUUCGCAAAGGCAGUGAACGCCGACAAAUCAUCAGUGUUCUGUCGUCCAAUGGCGAGAACGGUGGUGCAUAUGACCUAACGUUACCCAUUUCCUACGAACCAGGUAGUGUAGUCACGGAGGUCAUCAACUGUGUGAACUAUACCGUCGACGAUAAAGGUCAACUCCAAGUGCCAAUGAACAAGGGUCUCCCAAGAAUCCUAUUCCCAGCCGAUCAGAUGGGUGGAAGUGGGCUCUGCAAUAUCGGUAACUGGACCAACUACGGAAAGGCCAAAAAGGGUAACGGCUCUUCUGCUGCUCCAGAUACCCGCAUCUCGCUCAGCGCAUUAUGCUUCGGCCUCUUUAUCUCUGUUUUCGGCAGUGCCUUUGCGCUCAUAGCCUGA
Molecule: messenger RNA, 1626 nt
Organism: Paecilomyces variotii
Lineage: Eukaryota; Fungi; Ascomycota; Eurotiomycetes; Eurotiales; Thermoascaceae
Product: alpha-amylase A type-3
Exons: 2
Coding region: 1-1626 (541 amino acids)
Biological process (GO): carbohydrate catabolic process
Molecular function (GO): calcium ion binding; alpha-amylase activity
Source: RefSeq, a predicted model, not a curated record